AUGUUGCGUAUGAAGUGUGGUCUGAAAGAUAGCAUAUAUGUCACUGUAGAAGAAAAGGUUGCUAUGUUCUUGUUGGUGGUUGGACAUGGUAUUAAAAUGAGAGUGUUGCGUGGCACUUACAAGCGUUCUUUAGAGACUAUCAGUAGGCACUUCUCGAAUGUGUUGGCAGCCAUUCUUUCCCUAACUGGGGAGUUUAUCAAGCUUCCUGAUCCUUCUAUUGAACCUCCGGAUGAUUACAAAUGGAAGUGGUUUGGAAAUGCCUUGGGAGCACUAGAUGGGUGUCAUGUUGAUGUUUCUGUCGUUGCGGCUGACGAAGGGAGGUAUAGGAACAGAAAGCAAGAUGUCACCACUAACAUGCCAGGCGUUGUUGACUGGAACAUGAAAUUUCUUUAUGUUCUACCUGGCUGGGAGGGAUCUGCAUCUGACUCCAGAGUGUUGCGUGAUGCAAUGAGAAACGAUCGUCAAGAUGCAUUUGUUAUACCUCAUGGAAAAUACUACUUAGUGGAUGCUGGCUACACCAAUGGACCUGGCUUUCUGGCUCCAUUCAUAUCGACUAGGUACCACUUGAAAGAGUGGGUCUCAAGUCAACAACAACCCCAAACUGACAAAGAGUUGUAUAACUUGCGCCAUUCUCGGGCUAGAAAUGUUGUGGAGAGAACUUUUGGCCUAUGGAAGAAAAAAUGGGCCAUUCUACGAAUUCAAUCUUUCUUUGACAUAAAGGACCAGAUUCGAAUUAUUAAUGCUUGUUGUGUGUUACACGACUUUGCAAAGGAUAGGCAGCAUAUGAUGGAUGAUUUAUUGCUGCAAGAAGUUGAUGUUGACCUAGAAAAUUUGGAACAUGAGGCUGUGGACGACACUGACUUGAUUACAUCUGUUCAAGUCACUAAUGAAUGGACCAACUGUAGGCAACAAUUAUCGCAAGACAUGUAUGCUGAAUACCUUCUCAGGCAUGCUGAAUUAGAGAUGGCGUAG
This is a messenger RNA of Aegilops tauschii subsp. strangulata, 972 nucleotides long. The record is from RefSeq and is a predicted model, not a curated record. NCBI's taxonomy places the organism in Eukaryota, Viridiplantae, Streptophyta, Magnoliopsida, Poales, Poaceae.